This is a messenger RNA of Insectozyma verbasci, 1155 nucleotides long. Lineage: Eukaryota; Fungi; Ascomycota; Pichiomycetes; Serinales; Debaryomycetaceae. The record is from the annotation of a GenBank genome assembly.
AUGCAUACUAACAUAAUUAAGUACAUUGAUGAAGUAGAUCUUGAACUUGUAAAUCAAGAAUUAAAUUUUCAUUCUCCAGAUAAUAAUUUGGUAAUAAGAGGUGGUUGUGAAUUAUUUACUACUAAACCAAUAGGUUCAGAUAGGAAAUUAUUCAAAAGUAUAGACAAGCAUUUAAAUCAAAUUAUAGAAGAUAAUCAACUAUCUCGAUCAAUUGAAAAAGAACGUCAAAAUUCAAUCAGUUCAUUAUUUGGAAGUAGUGCUAGUUCUCCGUUAUCUGCCAUAGAUAAAGAACUAAGGUUAGGUACGAAUCUGGAAACUAUAAAGUUUGAAAAAACUGGUUCUAAUAAGAACGAUGAAAAACAAAAUAGUUCUUUAUUAUCUAAAUCUUUAAAUGAAACUAAACAACUAGAAGAUGAAGAACAUGCAAUUGACGAUACCCCAUUUGGUCCUUUGAAAAAUGUUACAACUAGGAAAACAUUUGCUUAUUUGAUAGCUAUAUUAAAUAGUAGUUUUCCCGAUCAAGAUUUCACCAAUUUGCAGCCAACUAAUGAAAAUUUUUAUAGAAUAGAAACACCAGAAGAUUUGGUUCAAAAAUUUAAUAAUAUACUUAUACCUUUAGGUAAAAAGGAAGACAUUCUAAAUUGGAUUUGGGAUAUAAUAAAUUCUUAUAUGGAGGUACUUCCUUCUAAAAAUUCAUCACCAUAUUUAGCUGCUCAAAAUAAUAUUAGUAGGAGUCGAAAGAAUAGUUCAAAUAUAGGAAGAAGUGGAUCAGUUUCAUCAUUUGCUGGAAAUAUGUCACCACCUGGUCAUUCCACAUAUGAUAAUUGUCAAAUCUACCAAUUUCAACCAUCAGAUGAAUCUAUUUUCGAAGAUUUAACUUAUCCCUAUCAACCAAUGUGGUCAUAUUAUUGGUUUAUAUACAAUAAAAAGAAGAAAAGAGUGACGUUUCUUCAUGUUACUGCAAUCAACACAACACAUUUUAAUAAUAUAUCGAAUAAUAGAAGUGUAAAUGAAGAUGGGAAGAAGAAGGACAACAAAGUUAUAACCCACGACGGGGAAGAUGAUGAAGAGUAUGAUGAAAAUGAUGAAUAUCGUGAUGAAGAAGCAAUUUUGAAUGACGAAAACGAUGAUGUGGUUGGAGAUCUCGAAAUUUAA